This is a messenger RNA of Psilocybe cubensis, 777 nucleotides long. RefSeq lists its product as uncharacterized. The transcript is spliced from 3 exons. The record is from RefSeq and is a predicted model, not a curated record. The coding region runs from base 1 to 777 and encodes 258 amino acids. Lineage: Eukaryota; Fungi; Basidiomycota; Agaricomycetes; Agaricales; Agrocybaceae.
AUGCCCUCCCUGCUUGCGACGGCUGGCGCAAAAGCAGAUUUAUCGCAGUACAACGAAGAGGUUGAAUGCAGUGACGAACGUGACGGGUGGGAGACCAUCGUGAUGGACGGGCACACGUACGGCGUCCGUACGUCCGGGAUGGAUGAAAAGGGUCAGGCAUUCGAGACGCUUGUGAUAUAUUGCUCGACAUUGGGUCCUCGUUUCGCCCCGUUUUUGGGUCCCACACUCGAGGUGAUGCUUCCGUGUUUGAGGUUUUACUUCCAUGAAGGGGUUCGUGAGGCGUGUGUGAUGCUUGUCCCGAUGCUUCUUGCGUGUGGCAAGCAGAGCGGUACCCUCACGAAUCAGAUGGUAGCCUUCCAUCAGCUUAUCACCUGCAUCAACACCGAACAUGACGCGACCUUCCUCGCCUCGCUCUACAAAUACUUUACCGAAUCCCUACGCGUGAUCGGGGGACCCGAGGCGCUCUCGCAGCAGUUCCACGGCGCGGUGAUGGAGGCGACGAAACGACAGCUACACGCCAUUGCCGACAGACGCAAAGUACGCGCCGCGCGUGUUAACGGCACUGGCGGACCCAUGAGCAUGAGCAUGGGCAUGGGAGAAUACGACCGCGAUGAGAUGGCCCUCGUGGAGGAAAUUGAAGAUUUCGCGCUGGAGGAUGUGGGCAAGAUGUUGAUGUGCUUUGACCCGAACCAUCCGCUGCUUGUGGCUGUUGCGGGUAUGAGGGAUUUAGGGUUCAACACGUAUGAUAGUGAUGAGGACGGUGAGGAGGAGGAAUGA